AUGGCUUCCACCGCACCCCCGAAGAAGCGCCCCCGCGCCGCCAGCGGCGGUAGUGGCAGCCUCAAGGAGAUGCCCAUCGUCCAGUUCCCGCCCUAUAUGGUUAAUGUGAAGUCGCCCUAUGCGCAGCACCACGAGGCCUACACCGCGUACGAGGUCGAAGUUCGCAAAGCUCUCGCGGCGGAGGACGUGUCGUUCAAUAUAUGCAAAUUCGAGAAAGCCGCGACCAAGUGGGUGGAAACCAUCGACCACGCGCUGCCCGUCAAGUCCCUACCCAUCUCGCGUAUGUCCGACAGCAUCGUUGACCCUUGCAACGCCUCUUGCAACCUAUUCGAGAAACACCUCCCCCCUUUACCCGGUGUCCCGAAGGACGACGGGAAGACGCCGGUCGAUCUCCAAGUUCUUUUCGCCGAAGAAAUAGUCACGUUGGCGUCGCUCUUGGACAAGGAGUUCUUCGUUAGCAUGAUGCGUUCCGCGGGCAACGGAACAUUUGGCAAAGCCCUCUACUCGACGGCGACGGCGUGGGUUUGGGCCCUGCUCAAGCUAGACUUCGACCCGGAGGGCACUCCCUAUGCUGAGGACAAGACCAAGCACCUCCAGGAGCAGGACCGGUUCUCGGACAAGAAUAAGAAGCUGAACAUGCAGAUGUGCCGCGAGAUUGUUCGCAAGGAGGCCGGCGACGAGGCCGCCGAGAUGUGGUACAAUCAUAUGUGCGCUAAUCUCGGAAUCGACGCUUGA
Molecule: messenger RNA, 735 nt
Organism: Pelagomonas calceolata
Lineage: Eukaryota; Pelagophyceae; Pelagomonadales; Pelagomonadaceae
Source: the annotation of a GenBank genome assembly